AUGAGCAGCGAACUAUUCGAAUACCUCGCUCAGAACGAGGGGGACUUCCGAAAAGCCCGGCUCCCAGCCCUUUAUUCAGACUUCACGCCCCAACGAACCCUGAACCCGGAUGGCUAUGCUGCCAAUGUCGCAGCAUGGAAACGUGGACUGUCGGCAGCUCUGUUGUCCGGCCAUGCACCAACGCGAUCACCCCACAAAUCCCAUUUCGUCCUCGAGCUCGACGACUCGUUGCUUCGAUCACUGGAGAGCAAACAACUGGGCCAGCCCCUUGCUCUUGGCGCCGUGUUGGCCGAGGCUGUUGGAAAUGGCGAGAUGAUACCAAGGAAGCAGUUCCUGGCUAGCAGAGAAAGCAUCUACUACAAGAGCUGGGGUUCGUUGGGCUGGAAGGUCGCCAAAUGGGGACUGCGUCAAGCCGGACUCGUUGGCGCUCCCGGCGCGGACGGAAAGAUGCCCAAAGGCCAGUUCGUGGUUCUGUCAAAUCUCGAGACCGGCGCAAAGAGCUUCGGCAAAGUGACGAGCGAUCGGGUGAGCAGAUUCGAAAGGACAUUUUCGAAAGCACAUUUCAAGAAAACGUUUGAGAAUGGACUCCUGGACGGCCAGACAUUAUCAGAGGCAGACUUUGAGGUGUUGCUCAAGUUCCUCACCAGAGAUAAGGAGAUUUUAGCUACGGAUGGGAACAUCGUCAAGAUACGGACGUCAGAAACAGAAGGCGCCACGAUAACGGCAGAGGAUAGCGCGAUUGCGAAUCUGAAGGAGCUUAUGGAGGACUUGACGAAACAAACCGAGGUGUUGAGCAGGCGCAUCGAGGAGCUCAGCACCGCUGCCAAGGAAGCGGUGAUGAAGAAGAAUAUGGUGUCGGCUCGUGCGGCUCUCAAGUCCAAAAAACUUGCCGAGACGAAUCUAUCCAACAGAUACUCUACGCUUCAUCAGCUGGAAGAGGUAGCAGCCAAGAUUGAGGAGGCGUCAGACAACGUUCAGCUCGUCAAGGUCAUGCAGAGUAGUACCACAGCCCUGAAGAGUCUGAAUACCCAAGUCGGUGGUGCGGACAAGGUUGACGCGGUAUUCGAUGCGCUACGCGAGCAAAUGGGCGAGGUAGACGAAGUGGGCAACAUCAUUGCCGAAUCUGGUCCAACGGCUACAGUGGACGACGCAGAAGUCGACGAGGAGUUUGAGGCUAUGCUUGCUGAGGAACGGGAGAAGGAGGAAGAGAUCGAGAGGAAGAAGAAGGAAGCAGAAGAAUCAAAGCAGGCGGAGGAGACCCGGAAACGACUCGCCGACUGGAGACUUGGAGAGCAUGUCUAUUGA
Molecule: messenger RNA, 1305 nt
Organism: Truncatella angustata
Lineage: Eukaryota; Fungi; Ascomycota; Sordariomycetes; Amphisphaeriales; Sporocadaceae
Product: Snf7-domain-containing protein
Exons: 3
Coding region: 1-1305 (434 amino acids)
Biological process (GO): vesicle budding from membrane; late endosome to vacuole transport via multivesicular body sorting pathway
Cellular component (GO): multivesicular body; cytoplasmic side of plasma membrane; ESCRT III complex
Source: RefSeq, a predicted model, not a curated record